AUGCAACAAUAAAAAAAUUUAUUUGCUCACUAUAAAUAGCCAUCAAUUAAAGAAGACUCUUAUGUGACAGGUUUAAAUUUAGCUAAUUCUAUGAAGGGAAGAGAAUUGGUCCCCUUUAUCCCAAUAAAUGGAAGAUAAGUUAAGUAUAAUAUUAAUAUUAAAUAAAAGCUUUUAUUACUGUGGUCCUACCUUAUAUAAAAAUUUUCAUUUGGGACAUGCUAGGUAAUGUUAUAAUUGUUAUUUUUAUAGAACAUAUAUAGGCAUUGAUAUAAUAAGAAAAACAUUAAGAGAUUAUUUUAAUUAUGAUUUAUUGAGUGUAAUGAAUAUUACAGAUAUAGAUGAUAAGAUUAUUAAUCAUGCAAAAUUAGCUAAUUAAGAUUUUUUUGAAUUUACAAAAAUAUGGGAAAGAGAUUUCUUUUCUGCAAUGGAAUCACUUAGUAUUGAAUUACCUGAUGUAAUUACUAGAGUUAGUGAUUAUAUUCCUGAGAUCGUUAUAUUCAUAGAAAAGAUUAUUUCAAAUGGAUAUGCAUAUAAUAGUAAUGGAAGUGUAUAUUUUGAUAUACAAAAAUAUUUGGAAGAUGGAGUAAUCGUUAUUUUAAAUUUGUCUAGCAUAAAUAUCCAAAAAUGAGACCAGAAAUAAAUGCUGAUUAAUUAUAAGAAGGAGAAGGAGAAUCAUAAGUAAAUAAAUAAUCAGAAAAAAAAAGUCCAAAUGAUUUUAUUUUAUGGAAGGCAAGUAAACCAGAAGAACCUAAAUGGCAUAGUCCUUGGGGAGAAGGUAGACCAGGAUGGCACAUUUAAUGUUCUGUUAUGGCUAGUUCUAUUUUGGGAAAUCCAAUCGAUUUACAUGCAGGAGGAAUUGAUUUGGUAUACCCUCAUCAUGAUAAUUCUUUAUCAUCAGCUGAAGCAUGCUUUAAUUGUGAUUAAUGGAUCAAUUAUUUUAUUCAUCUUGGACAUCUCAAUUUUGCUCAUCGUAAAAUGUCUAGAUCACUUAAGGAUUUCAUCACUAUUAAUGAAAUCCUUAAAAAAUAUACUCCUAGAUAGAUUAGAUUAAAUUUUGCAAUCCAUAAAUAUGAUACAGUAAUGGACUAUUCUGAAGAGCAUUUUGAAUAAGCAAUCUCAAUAGAUAAGACUUAUCAUAAAUUCUUUUAAAAUACUUAAAUCUAUUUGAGAGAUUCAUAAAUAACUGGUCCUUAGAAAUGGAUGCAAAAUGAUUUUUAAAUUAGUAAUUUACUUAGAAAUACCAAAUAAGUUAUCCAUAUUGCAUUGCUUAACAAUUUCAAUUUUCCAACUGUUAUAGAUGCAAUUGAUAAAUUAAUAAACCAAGUUAAUGUACAAAUUUCAAAUAAAACAGUUAGAGCUCCUUUAGUUCAUAGUGUUGUUGAAUAUGUGAAAUUUAUUUUGGGAGUAAAUAUAUUAGUUUAAAAAUUUAGUUAAUUGGACUCAAUUAUUAAACUUAAAAUAAUAAUUCAUCAGACAUCAAAUUGAUAAUGACAGAAGUAUGUUCCAUAAGAGAUUAAGUGAAAUUGGCUGCUAGAAAGGGAGAGUAUGAGGCAAUAUCAAAUAUUGUAACUUAGAAGUAAUUCUAAUAUGAGAAGAAUUUAUCAAAUGGAAUUGUAGAUUGCAUUAAUUAAUUUUAAUAAUAAGUCUUAGUUGCUUCUUAAGAUAAAAAUAAAUAGCAAUUGUUUUAAUUAUGUGAUAAAUUAAGAGAUGAAUAAUUAUUUGAUUUAGGAAUUAAAAUAGAAGAUAAAUAAUAAGUAUAAGAUUAUAUAAUUAUAAGGUAUCUAUUUGGAAAUAAUAUGAUCCUUAAGAAUUGAAAUUAGAAAGAGAAUAAUAAUAGAAAUUAAUUUAAUAAAAAGAGUAAAUAAAGAAAAAAGAAGAAGAGAAAAAGAAAUAAGAGGAAUUAAAAAAAUUAGAAAAGUCAAAGAUUCAUCCAAAAGAUAUGUUUUUAACUUAAAUAGAUAAAUAUUCAGAAUUUGAUGAAAAUGGUAUACCUGUAAAAGAUAAGGAUGGAAAUGAAUUAUCUAAAAAAUAAAAUAAAGUUGUAAAAGAAUUAUGGGAAAUAUAAAAUAAGAUUCAUAAUUAAUAUUUAUUGUAAUUAUAAAAAUAAUAAUAAUGA
Molecule: messenger RNA, 2116 nt
Organism: Paramecium pentaurelia
Lineage: Eukaryota; Ciliophora; Oligohymenophorea; Peniculida; Parameciidae
Source: the annotation of a GenBank genome assembly